Strongylocentrotus purpuratus (purple sea urchin) is the source of this 2106-nucleotide messenger RNA. Its product is annotated as MAM and LDL-receptor class A domain-containing protein 1. The record is from RefSeq and is a predicted model, not a curated record. The coding region runs from base 37 to 1233 and encodes 398 amino acids. NCBI's taxonomy places the organism in Eukaryota, Metazoa, Echinodermata, Echinoidea, Camarodonta, Strongylocentrotidae. The transcript has 5 exons. Gene Ontology annotation, cellular component: membrane.
GAGUCGUCUAUACCGCAUCGCCCCAACAAACGCACUAUGAUGCAGUCACCCAUCGUUAAUAGCAGAGGUGAGGAUAUCUGUGUUCGAUUCUACUACCACGCCUACGGGAAGGACGUCGGCUCGCUGUCCGUCGAUGUCGACUUAGAGGACCUAUACGACGACAUCACACCGUUUUCGUUUUCCGGCGACCAGGGGAACAAGUGGCUCCCGGCCAACGUGGAUAUACCAGCUAGUUUUACCGGCGUCUAUGAUUACCGGCUCGAAUUCUCCACCAAGAAAAUCACAUCCGGGUUCGAGGGCGAUAUCGCAAUCGACGACAUCAUGUUCUUAAGGCAGCCGUGUGACGGGUACCCAUCGGAGAGCACGUGUAAUUUCGAACAGGGUCCUAGCGGCUGCGGCUACAGUGAGGCUGUGGAAGCUACGUACCAAUGGCAGUGGUUCGAUCUCUUGGCCGUUGAAGAACCGCCUCUCAACACAAUUCCAACCUCUUACAUGUACACCAUGGUUUCGACUCCGAGCAAGGGUCAGAGUGCCGUGCUCUCCUCCGCGGUCUAUGACCUCCGCGGCUGGACCAGUUGCCUCACACUCGACGUCGUACUGACAGCCGACAGCGAUCAGCAGCUACUGAUCCAAGUCGAAGAGACGAGUGCAAAGAUUCGGCGCGAUGUGGGCCAUCUAUCCGGAGACCUGGGUGGAUCGUGGGUCACCGGAAACUGGUCGAUACCGGGUGAUCUCACCAGUUCUCCGUUCCAGCUUGUCUUCACGGCUAUGUAUGGGUCGAGUACGCGAGGAGUCAUAGCCAUCGACAAUGUUUUCCUCUCGAAACAUCUGGAUGCCUGCAAUCAAUAUGUACCACCUCCGACAAAAGAACCCGUGAAAACGAGUUCACGACCGAUCAAUUCUCGUCCGACAGCAACAUCCUCCUCAUCGACGUCAGGCCCGAUGUCCACACCCAUCGACAUUGUAAGUCGGGGACCACAGCAAGGCGGUCAUUCCAAUGUUGGCAUGAUCGUCGGCAUCAUCAUUGCUGUCAUCGUCGUCGUAGUCGUCGUGGUUCUCGUUGUGUUCUUGAAAUUUCGCAGCUCGAUGAGUUUAAGUUCUCUGACUAUCGGGUAUAAGAAUGAGAAGAUGGAUGACGUACCGUUCUCUGGAAUUAAACCGGGAAACGGCGGGGGAGGUAAUUUGGACCCCCAGGUGGUGAUCGGUGGGACUGGAUUAGGGUCAGAUGCCUAAAUUCCCGAUUCAAGUAGUUUCGAAGAUUAGACGUGAUUUGUUGAUUCAGUCAUUAACUCAUCAAUCGGUUAAUCUCAAGAAAUUGUGAGUCUUUGUGCAGUUUGAGUGAGCAGAAUUAGAUCCAAAGAUUUUUUAAAUCUUGAAUAUGUUGAGGAGAGAAUGUGAUUAUUCCAUGGGAAUUAUUAUUAAUGAUUAUUACGCCUCAGACAUUUAAAGGAGCUAUUUGUAUAAAAGUAAUAACGAAUGAAGUACAGUACAUGCUCUUUGUCAUCUCUCUUAAAUUUACGAAGCAGAUAUUCCACUUUCAUUCCGAAAACUUCUUCUUUCCAGUUAUUUCGCAUUUUGUCCCAUCAUCUGUCGUUUAACCUCCAUAUACGCUUUCUGUAAAGUAUUUAUAGCAAUUAUGAUAGUAACACGCAAAGUUGUUUUUUUAUGGCGGUUGCGUGAUGUAUGGCAGGUCAAACAAUAUAUCUGUAUAUAAUAAUCUAUAUACAAUUUAUAUCAUUUUAUGAUAUAUGCUAUCCCUCAAUAAAGUAUGUCCAGGUGCCAAGGGGCGUAAUAAGUCCCAGGUUUCGCCAGUUACGAGAUCACACUUUAUACCAUUUUCUUCAGAGUAUAUUUUACCGCAGUGUUUGUAUUCCAUCAAACUUACUCUACAUCGCAUUUUAUGCUAUGUAACAUCCAAUACUUAUAUUUUUUGCUGAUAUGUAAUUUUUAUUUUGUUGUGACUAUUUGUAUUUCUAUUUCUUAUUCAAUUGUUGUUGUUUUUUUCCACGACCCUUUUGUAAACCAGCCAAGUUGCUAAAUAGAUUUUGUUAGCGCUUUAAAAAAAAAAUAAUAAUAAUAAUAAUAUUUGAUUUUUAUAUAGCGCUU